Molecule: messenger RNA, 710 nt
Organism: Tachysurus vachellii
Lineage: Eukaryota; Metazoa; Chordata; Actinopteri; Siluriformes; Bagridae
Product: chemokine-like protein TAFA-1
Exons: 5
Coding region: 274-672 (132 amino acids)
Biological process (GO): neuroblast differentiation; regulation of neuroblast proliferation
Molecular function (GO): receptor ligand activity
Source: RefSeq, a predicted model, not a curated record
UUUGCUCGGUUUAAAGGUGACAUGAGGAGUCUAUUAUUCCGCACCAACCCCCGAGUCUCCGAGCCAGACGGAGCUCUCUGAAUCUCUCAGCUGGUCCGCAGAGGAACUUUGUUCAUGUUCAUUUUGUUGUUGUGAUUUGCGCCGGUAGCUCCAUCACACCGAAAGGAUGCGCGGAUUUAUCUGCACGCGCUGAGGAUUUUAUUUAUUUAUUUAUUUAUUUUUGAUGACCCUUGACGGAUCCUUUAUAGCCGACAGAACAGCCUGCCUCCUGCCAUGUCGUGGUUCCUGUGUUUGUGGAUAGCUGUUAGCUGCCUCGUGCUCUGCCAGGCCACUCUGUACGAGACCAUCCAGCAGCACCACGUGCCUCGACCGGGCCGCAACGCCAUCCAGAUCCUCGAGGGCGGGACGUGUGAGGUGAUCGCAGCUCAUCGGUGCUGCAAUAAGAACCGCAUUGAGGAACGCUCUCAGACGGUCAAGUGCUCGUGUCUGCCGGGAAAAGUGGCAGGAACGACACGCAACAAGCCCUCCUGCGUGGACGCCUCCAUCGUGAUUGGGAAGUGGUGGUGUGAGAUGGAGCCGUGUUUGGAAGGAGAGGAGUGCAAGACGCUGCCGGAUAACUCGGGCUGGAUGUGUUCCUCUGGGAACAAGAUCAAAACCACCAGGCUAAACUGAGCCGCGGCGAGUCCGGAUCAUUCUCAUCACACUGUCCA